AUGUCGGAUAUACUUUAUAGGGCUACUAAGUACAUGAACGUGGAAGACGCAUUGCUAGCCCGAGAAGAGAAGCCCAAGAAGAGGGAGAGACAAGAGGAUGCACACCAAGAUAGGGGAUGGAAGAUGCAAAUGAGGAUUGAGCGGGAGUUACUGGUUCCAACUAACGCGUCGCUUGUCGGAUUCGGAGGAAUGAGAGUAUACACCCUCAGUGUGGUCACAUUGCCCAUGAUGGCUAUAACUUUAACUUACCACCUGAUGAUCAAGUUCCCCACCGAGUACGGAGUGGGAGAGGUACGAGGGGACCAAGUAGCAGUGUACGAAUGCUACAUUGCCAUGUUGGAGAUGGACGAUCACUUACAAACCUUGUGUAAAGAAGAACAACAGAUGGUGGCAGAACUUGUGGAAGGUUUGGAAAAGAUUGUUAUCUUGGUGUAUUCAAUAGCGAGACACCAGUUGUUGAGCUUUAUGGACUCGUUUUCUGGCUGCAACCAGAUCAAGAUGGAUGAGGCUGAUCGAGAAAAGACCUUAUUCAUCACCAGCCAAGGGCUUUUCUGUUACAAAGUGAUGCAAUUUGGACUCAAGAAUACGGGUGUUACGUAUCAAAGGUUGAUGAACAAGAUGUUCACACAUCAGAUUGGGAGGAACAUUCAAGUCUACGUAGACAAUAUGUUGGUAAAAAGCCAACAGGAAGACGACCAUCUAGAAGACCUUAAGGAAACCUUUGAUACCCUUCGCUCUUACAACAUAAAGCUAAAUCCAAAAAAAUGCGCAUUCGGGGUGAUGGCUGGAAAGUUCCUAGGGUUCAUGGUGUCCUAG
Molecule: messenger RNA, 816 nt
Organism: Quercus lobata
Lineage: Eukaryota; Viridiplantae; Streptophyta; Magnoliopsida; Fagales; Fagaceae
Exons: 4
Coding region: 1-816 (271 amino acids)
Source: RefSeq, a predicted model, not a curated record